AUGGGGCGCCUCCUCCUCUCAUUGCUCCCACUGGCGCUUGCCUCCACCCCACAAUUCCCCAAUCUCAUCGUCCCUGAAGUCAGUCAUACCUUCUACGGCUACCCGGACAAUGACCCUCCAGGUCCGGCCAUCUCCUACGACUGCGGCCGUGGCCUGACCGCGGCUGGCACCGGCACCUACGCCGAUCCGUUGACCUUCGCCUCCGCUCCAGACGAGUUUGACUACUGCGAGAUCAUCUACGACCCCUACCUACGCAAGUACCUUCGCCACGAAGACUACUGUGUCCAGUGUGUUACAGACUGGGGAAAUAAGUCGUACCACAUCGAUGUCUGGACGGGUAGCAACUGGCUCAGUGGCGACGAUGAUCAGAUCGCCUGCGAGAAGAGCUUGACGCCUCAGGCCCAGUCGCAGAGUGUGAUGCGGUAUCCUAGUUCAAACCUGACGGUUGAUGUCACACCUCUCUACACCGUGUCUGUAGACGAGUCCUGCGAGGUGAUUGCUUUGUGCAAUGUGGAUCAUGUUUAUCCGGACUACAACCUAGACAACUAG
Aspergillus ibericus CBS 121593 is the source of this 549-nucleotide messenger RNA. RefSeq lists its product as uncharacterized. The record is from RefSeq and is a predicted model, not a curated record. The coding region runs from base 1 to 549 and encodes 182 amino acids. The transcript is spliced from 2 exons. NCBI's taxonomy places the organism in Eukaryota, Fungi, Ascomycota, Eurotiomycetes, Eurotiales, Aspergillaceae.